CACCAAUCCCAACGACGAACCAAGUCACGAGAAUUUCUCAGCCAAUUGAAUCGGAACCCAAUCAUUCGUCCGCGGUAGCAUAAGAUAGCUGCGUGCUAUCUGUACUGUCAUAAACUUAUCUUUGAAUUUAAUUGAAGCUUCACAUUUUUCGGACCCCAAGGGCCACUUAAAAGACCACCAUCAUGGGUGAACCGCAGCAGGUUAGCGCCCUGCCUCCUCCACCUAUGCAGUACAUCAAAGAGUAUACUGAUGAAAAUAUCAGCAAAGGUUUUGCUCCCAAACCACCACCGCCCAUCAGAGACAGCUACAUGAUGUUUGGCAAUCAUUUUCAAUGUGAUGACCUGAUCAUUCGGCCUCUGGAGAGCCAAGGCAUUGAGAGACUUCAUCCUGUGCAGUUUGACCACAAACGUGAACUCAAGAAGCUUAACAUGUCUAUCCUGGUGAAUUUUUUGGAUCUACUCGACAUCCUCAUCAAGAGCCCUGGCAGUAUAAAGCGAGCGGAAAAGCUGGAGGACUUGAAACUUCUGUUUGUUCACAUGCAUCACCUGAUUAAUGAGUAUCGGCCACAUCAAGCUCGGGAGACUUUGCGGGUGAUGAUGGAGGUUCAGAAACGACAAAGACUAGAUACAGCAGAGAGGUUCCAGAAGCACUUAGAGCGGGUAGUUGAGAUGAUCCAGGGUUGCCUUGCAUCUUUACCAGAUGACUUGCCACAAAUGGAAGGUCCUGACACUGCUGGUGAUGAAACAAGAACUGUACUUGUAGGGAACUGUGUGGGGUCUUCUGGGCAGGCUCCACGGCUGAAAACUGAACCUAUGGAUGUAGAGGAAGCAGGAGCCAGCUGUAUGGCAGCGGGUCACCAGAACAAGAGUGCACCUGCAAUUAAAAAGGACAAAAUGUGGGACAAAGAUGCAGCCAUGUGCAGUAUCAUUGACAAAAUUGCCUAGUAUCUGAUUACCUUCGUUUACUGCGGAUGUUUAAAGUUUUUGUAUAAAGAGGUUUAGUUGGUUUUGUUGCCAUUAUGCUGAAAGAUCAAUUUGUAUGAAUUAAGUUGAUUUAAAAACUUUGUGUGUAUUAUUGACCUCAGGAAAAAAAUGUAUCCAUCCAUCAAUUCAUCAACCACGAUAUUGAAAAUAACACAGGAAUCGGGUGGCUAACUUUCCUUUUUUUGACAUCUAAUAAAGAUAUUUUCAACCAAGAGAGAACAUUUGUCUCUGAACCGUGAAUAUGAUAUGGUAUAUGUUUGCCAUGGGUGGACUUAGUCUGCAAAUGGUGCUGUUAUCAGAACUAGAAAUGUCUGGCU
Messenger RNA from Corythoichthys intestinalis (scribbled pipefish), 1300 nucleotides. It is a transcript of the gene med7, whose product is annotated as mediator complex subunit 7. Gene Ontology annotation, biological process: regulation of transcription by RNA polymerase II. Gene Ontology annotation, molecular function: transcription coregulator activity. Gene Ontology annotation, cellular component: mediator complex. NCBI's taxonomy places the organism in Eukaryota, Metazoa, Chordata, Actinopteri, Syngnathiformes, Syngnathidae. The transcript has 2 exons. The coding region runs from base 183 to 944 and encodes 253 amino acids. The record is from RefSeq and is a predicted model, not a curated record.